Messenger RNA from Drosophila guanche, 1285 nucleotides. RefSeq names its product protein lin-28 homolog (gene lin-28). The coding region runs from base 287 to 916 and encodes 209 amino acids. The transcript has 4 exons. Gene Ontology annotation, molecular function: zinc ion binding; nucleic acid binding. Lineage: Eukaryota; Metazoa; Arthropoda; Insecta; Diptera; Drosophilidae. The record is from RefSeq and is a predicted model, not a curated record.
GCGGAGUCAGUGUGACGAAGUGCGUCGUGCGCAGCGGCAGCGUUUGUGUGUCCCCCCCUUGGAAAAUAUUUACACGCAGCAUUAAACGAAGAAGAAAACUCGUGUAACUGUGCAUGUGUGCGUGCUCGGUAAAAGAUACAGAUACAGCUACAGCUACAGCUACCUCGUAAAACUGUAUCUGCAGUGGAAAAAACAUGCAUUUCAAGUGAACAUUUCAAGAGUCUAAUUAACAAACGUAAAACCCAUAAAAAGCAAAGGAAAAACCCCAAGAAAUAACUGCGGAAAAAUGGAAAAUAUUCAAGUGCCAGAGGAGCAGCAACCCGAUGCAGGAGGAGACAUCAGCAGCAACAGCUCCACAAUAUCAUCCCAGCAGCCGCCAGCGAAUCCUGGCGAGGAAUGCGGCUGUGUGCGUUUGGGCAAAUGCAAAUGGUUCAAUGUGGCCAAGGGCUGGGGCUUCCUCACGCCCAACGAUGGUGGCCAGGAGGUCUUUGUGCAUCAGAGUGUCAUAAAGAUGUCUGGAUUUCGUUCGCUUGGUGAGCAGGAGGAGGUGGAGUUUGAGUGCCAUCGCACAGCCCGCGGAUUGGAGGCCACACGGGUAUCGGGUCGUUCGGGUGACGAGUGCCAUGGCAGCACCUAUAGACCACGCAUCAAUCGUCGAACCCGCCGCAUGCGCUGCUAUAAUUGCGGUGAAUUCGCCAAUCAUAUUGCCUCCGAGUGUGCUCUGGGGCCGCAGCCGAAGCGCUGUCAUCGGUGUCGCGGCGAAGACCAUCUGCAUGCCGAUUGCCCCAAUCGCAAUGUGGUGAGUCCUGACCCAAAAGUGACUAAAGCUCACGACCCAUCCACAACUCUUCUGUCGCAGACACAAACCAGCGGCAAAAGCCUGCAGGAUGCGGUGGAGCCUGCUCCCGAAGGGUGAGAGCUAGAGCUAGGGGCUGGUAGAGGGUGUUACAGGAAGUUACAAACUUCUUACGAAGAGUACAAAACAGUGAGCGAGGAACGGCAAGGAAAGGAAAUGAGAAAAACGCAUUAAAUCAAAGAAAGAAAUCAACGUACAACAACAUAAAAAACAAACACACAAAAAACACAAAGAAUUAUCUACACGUAAAGUGCAGUUUAAUUUUUUGUCGUAUGCGAAUUUAGAUAUUAUCUAGGAAACGGGGUUAGGAAUCCUUCCCCUAAUCCUUUAACCUAAAACCUAAUCCUAAACGUAACUGUAUCUACCUCUAAUUAUCCUUUAAGCUGUUAGUUUUUUAAGGUUUUCAAUUAAACGAAUUUUAGAGCUACA